AUGAUGCGGAAGUUAGCACCUACUGGUAUUGUCGCUGCUGAAAUCGAUGGUAUGACCAUCCAUUCAUUUUUGGGUGAGCAACACAACUCAGGAAAGGCGCGUACGAUUAAACCAGGCAAUUCAAAACUCGAGAAAGAAUGGGCUCUCGUUGAAUACCUCUUAAUUGAUGAGAUGAGUAUGGUUGGUUUAACUCUACUUGCGAAACUCAACCGAAUUAUAUGUGCUGGAAAACAUGCUGAUCCUCAAAUUCCAUUUGGUGGCGUAAAUGUCAUCUUCUUCGGUGAUUACUUACAAUAUCGACCUGUAUAUGAUGUACCUCUACAUACAGAUUUCUCUUUACCGGCCAAAAGUAAAUCAAACAAGAUAGCAACUGAAAAACAAAUCCAACAACGUGUUGCACGUUCUUUAAUUCUUCAAAUCAACUGUGUGAUCAAACUUACUCAACAGAUGAGAACAGACGAUUCACGUUACCUUCAGCUGCUCGAACGACUUCGUCAUGGUGAAUGUAACUACGAUGACUACCAAUUAUUGUUAAAACGAGUAGUGGGACAAUCUUCCGUACCCUUGUUAAGUGAUACACCAUGGAAUAAAGCUCCGAUUCUCGUAUUUCGUAAUGAAGUACGAACACAAUUAAACCAUAAGGCAGUUAGUCACAAAGCAGAACAAGUGGGACAAACACCAAUAGUAUGCGUUGCCCAAGACACCUGCAAAGGCAAACCAAUUGAAGAUCGAGCGCUUAUUAAAAAAUGA
Rotaria sp. Silwood2 is the source of this 750-nucleotide messenger RNA. The record is from the annotation of a GenBank genome assembly. NCBI's taxonomy places the organism in Eukaryota, Metazoa, Rotifera, Eurotatoria, Philodinida, Philodinidae.